Canariomyces notabilis is the source of this 1300-nucleotide messenger RNA. Its product is annotated as SRP19-domain-containing protein. Gene Ontology annotation, molecular function: 7S RNA binding. Gene Ontology annotation, cellular component: signal recognition particle, endoplasmic reticulum targeting. Gene Ontology annotation, biological process: SRP-dependent cotranslational protein targeting to membrane, signal sequence recognition; SRP-dependent cotranslational protein targeting to membrane. The coding region runs from base 105 to 989 and encodes 294 amino acids. The transcript has a single exon. The record is from RefSeq and is a predicted model, not a curated record. Lineage: Eukaryota; Fungi; Ascomycota; Sordariomycetes; Sordariales; Chaetomiaceae.
CCACAACCCCACAUUCAACCUCGAUGCUUUUGUUCCUGCCACUCCCCGCAAUUUCCUCCCCUUUCGCACAGCGAAACCACUACCACCAUCCAGCCAAACCAACCAUGUCCCAUCCGCGGGUAGAAGAAGUCUCGGACAGCGACGUCGACAUGUCCGACCCCUCGGAGGGCGACAUUGACGACUUUGUCGACACGGACAUUAUGCGAGCGCGCGCAACCACCUCCACCUCUAAACCUCCUGCUAGUACACAACCCAGCGCCCAGCCUAGAUCCCCUCCCCCAAGGGCUGCCCAACAACCUCGAGGCUACCCCCAAAUGCACACUACGACCGACGACAGCGCCUACAAGCGCUACCAGUGCCUCUACCCAGUCUACUUCGACGCCUCCCGCACGCGCGCCGAGGGUCGCCGCGUGCCUUUGUCUCUGGCAGUACACAACCCUCUCGCAACCGAAAUCGUGCACGCCUGCGCCAAUUUGCGUCUGCAAACCGUCCUGGAAGCCGGCAAGCUGCACCCCAAGGACUGGGCCAACCCGGGGCGGGUGCGCGUCGACCUGCACAACCACGCCCAUCCUCCGCAAGUCAGUAUAAAGAAUAAACACCACCUGUACAUCCUCGUCGCCAAACACCUCCGCGCACAUCCCACGACGGACUCCUCCCCGGCCCUGCGCGUGGUGGUGCGCGGUGCCCCGCCGCCUCCGCCGCAGCUGGGUAAUGGAGAGAAGUGGCCGCGUCCCGCGGUGCCAAGGGGCUGGAAGAUGGGCGAGUUGUUGCCGUACUAUAGUCCGGCUAUGACGGGUGGUGGGGUGAGUGAGAACUUUUUGAAGGAUAUGAUGAAGGAGAUGGGCGCGGCGGGCGGUGGUGGGGCGGACAUGGCGAGUUUGUUGUCCAUGGCCGGGGCAGGGGCCGGGGGCAGUGGCAUUGGAGCCGGGGCAGGUGGAAGUGGGAGUGGGAGUGGAGGGAAGAAGGAGAAGAAAGGGAAGGGGAGGUAGUUUGUAUAGAAGAGGGUAUGGUAACCUACCUAGGCGGUGGUGUGAAAUCGGCAUAUAGCAUGAGCUGGAAUGUUUGGGCGGCAUGAGAUGGUUCAAUGCCAAAGACAGCAGACGAUACCAAAAUACCAAAAUAGACCCCGAUACACGCCGGUGACCGACUGCUGGACGCGCUCCAUUAACCAAUCCUCUCUCUACUAACUCUAUUGGGGUUAAUCCUUAAACCUACAAUUCAUUUUCUACUCUCUUACAGUCUCUCCUCGGACAUUAGACACCAAAGGUGAUAACUGACAUUAGAAGAAGAGAGAAUCCUG